AUGGCGUCUUCUGCGCUCAGCUCGGAUGAAGGGGAAAUCGUAGAGGCAACUCCCCUGCCUCGCUCUGAUCAAAACGGUGAUGUUGACCGGACCGGCAGACAUCGAGGCAGAUUUCCGUCCAACACCCCUGAGAAUGACUUGCCAUCGAGGGGCCCGGUUGACGGACCCAGCCGACGAAGCCGAUCGCCGCGUGGCUGGAAGCGGCCACACGAUGACCAUCGAGAUGCCCGCGACGCCCGCGAUGCCCGACAGUUCCGCGUUCACUAUGAAGGUGGCGCUCGAGAUGACCGUCGCUAUAACCGAGAUUUAGACCGUCCCGCCUCGCGUGGGUCACUUCGCUACGACGAUCGUCCGGCAUAUCCCCGCCCUUCCGGCCCUCGUGCAGACGACCGCAAGCGCAGCGGCUAUGAUCGUGCUUACGACCGCGAAUCUGGUUACAACGGCUAUCCUGAGAAGCGUCCGCGGACCCGCAGUCGGUCGCCCCGCGGCAGAGCUGACAAGGGGAGGCGAGACCGGGGACGGAUGCCAGACGAAGACAAGUACAGUGCCCAAACUGAGAGACGUUCACAGGAGGGCUCUAGUUCCAAACGGGCUGCUCCAGUGGAAGCCCCCGGUCAUUCCAAACAAGAUGCUAAAUCUGAUCAAGGUGUUACGGUUGACCGAGGCAUUAAUGGCCUGACGGUUUCUCAGUCCAGCGCGCCCGCACAGGAUCCCGAGCCGGACGUUGACUGGGAUCCAGACACGGCGAUGGACGAAGAGGCGGCUGUUCAGGCCGAGAUUGAGCGUCGUCGGCGUGCAAGAGAAGCAGCUCUCAAGCGAGGUAUUGGCGUCGCAACCCCUUCCAUCCAGGCCUUGCAGGCUCAGGCUAGCGAUAAGCCUGCGUCCACACCAGCUUCAACUCGUCACAACACCCCGAUUCCGCAAAGACUCGAGGACAACACGCCGCAAUCAAACGGCUCCUCAACGCCCGCGCUCUCCCCAAAGCGAACCCAGGAUGCUCUGUCUCCUGCUGCCUUUAACUUUGCUGACGACCAGGCACUCAUCAACGCUCAUGGUGACGCCAGGGCAAUCGACGAAGACGGGCCUUCGGCCGCCGAUUAUGACCCGACGGUUGAUAUGAAGGAAGACGAGCGCCGCGACGAGUUGCGUCAUGGUAACGUAGGUUUGCAUGGGGAACCGCGGAACGCUCCGAAGGAAGAAAUGGCUGCCCCUACCGUUCCAGAUGAGGACCAGGUUGCCAAGAAGCAAACCGAGGACGAUGAUGAUUUCGACAUGUUCGCCGAAGACUUUGACGAGCAGAAAUAUGCGGCCCCUGCGGCUACCAAAGCUCAAGCAGAUCAGGAGCGUCCCACUGCAGCCGGCGGUGGUAUCCUGGAAGGAGAUGACGAGGAGGGCUAUUACAAAAUCAGGGCCGGCGAUCUUCUGGAUGGGCGCUACCAGAUCUCGACUAAUCUGGGCCGAGGCAUGUUUGCAAACGUGACUCGGGCUGUUGACAUCACCUCCAAGAAGGUCGUCGCCAUCAAGAUCAUGCGGAAUAACGAUGCACUUCGGAAAGGAGGCUACACAGAAAUUGCCAUACUGCAGAAACUCAACGAUACAGAUCCCGACGACAAGAAACACAUUGUCAGGUUUGAGCGAUCCUUUGAGCACAAGGGCCACCUGUGCAUGGCCUUUGAGAACCUUAGCAUGAAUCUCCGCGAGGUCCUCAAGAAGUUUGGAAACAACGUGGGGAUCAAUCUGAAUGCGACCAGGGCGUACGCGUACCAGAUCUUUUUGGCGCUUGGCCACAUGCGCAAACAGAGCAUCAUCCACGCCGAUCUGAAGCCUGACAAUAUUCUGGUGAACGAAGCCCGGAACGUGCUGAAAAUUUGCGACUUGGGCACAGCUAUUGACCGUUCUGACGCUGCCACAGCUUCUACCGAGGUCAUGCCUUAUCUGGUCAGCAGAUUCUACCGAGCCCCCGAGAUCAUGUUGGGCAUGCCAUUCGACUAUGCCAUCGACAUGUGGUCCAUUGGCUGCACGCUGUACGAGCUUUACACGGGCAAAAUCCUCUUCACCGGCGAGACCAACAACCAGAUGCUCAAGAACAUCAUGGAGAUCCGAGGCAAGAUAAGCGCCAAGCUGUACCGCCGAGGCGAACGUGCCCAUUUGCAUUUUGACGAAACAGGCAGGUUCAUCAGCGUUGAACGCGACAAUCUUGGAAAGACCAACAUCAAGCACAUGGCGGUGGUGCCACCGACGCGGGACCUUCGAACCCGUCUGCUUGCGGCGUCAAGCGGCAUGACUGAUGCCGAGACCAGGGAGCUCAACCACUUUGUUGACCUCCUGGAACGCUGCUUGACGCUUAACCCGGAUAAACGUCUCACUCCGGCUGAGGCGCUCAGGCAUCCUUUCUUCACUCACCGCGUGCAUCCGCAUUUGCAUGCUCGCUAA
Canariomyces notabilis is the source of this 2433-nucleotide messenger RNA. Its product is annotated as kinase-like protein. The record is from RefSeq and is a predicted model, not a curated record. Gene Ontology annotation, molecular function: protein serine/threonine kinase activity; ATP binding. The transcript is spliced from 5 exons. The coding region runs from base 1 to 2433 and encodes 810 amino acids. Gene Ontology annotation, biological process: peptidyl-serine phosphorylation; peptidyl-threonine phosphorylation; mRNA cis splicing, via spliceosome. Lineage: Eukaryota; Fungi; Ascomycota; Sordariomycetes; Sordariales; Chaetomiaceae.